Messenger RNA from Prunus mume (Japanese apricot), 2529 nucleotides. NCBI's taxonomy places the organism in Eukaryota, Viridiplantae, Streptophyta, Magnoliopsida, Rosales, Rosaceae. The record is from RefSeq and is a predicted model, not a curated record.
CCAACUAUGGCUAUAAUAAAAGAAAUACUAUUUUAGUCUCUCAAUCAUGAAGCAAGAUGGGAAUAAACAGAAAGCAGCAGCUGAAUGGGAAGUCACUCACGUGAAGGCAGGAGUAGCUGAUUUCGAUCCAAAAAAACAUAAAAAAGGCAAGAGUAGCUGAACUUUAUUAAAGAAAGAAACAAGGAGAAGGGGGAGAGACUGAGAAACGGGAGAAAGGGAAGAAGCAAGAAAGGAGGAAGCUCUUCCUCCAUUGCAGGCCCUUAUGCCUUCUUGUUCAUCCAAAAUCUUCCAAACUCAAGUUUUUCUGAUGAUGAAAGGCUAUCUGACAUCCAAGAGUAUUUGUUAAGAGAAGAACAAAAGCGACAACUCUAAGAAGCUUUGCAUAUCCACUUCCUCCGUCAUUAUCACCAAAAUCUUCAAGACCGAAUUCAUCAAAGGUUGAGAAGCCUCUACCUUUACUAUAAUGGCUGAGCGUGCUAAUUUGGAACCUUCUUUGAGGGACUUUAUUGUACCGCAAGCAACUGUCCAACCAUCAUGCAUAAUUCAUUCAGAAAAUACAUUGGCCAACUUUGAGUUGAAAUCAGACAUGAUUCACUUAUUGCCCAAGUUCUUCGGCAAUCAUGAAGAUGAUCCUCAUAUGCAUAUCAAAGAGUUCUCUGAAGUCUGCUCAAUCAUGAAAAUUGGAGUAAUGAAUGAUGAGGAAAUAAGAAUGAGACUUUUCCCUUUCAGUUUGAAAGAUAGCGCAAAGGCGUGGUUUUAUUCCUUGCCACCCAACUCUAUCACAACUUGGGCAACCCUUGCUUCAAGAUUUCUACAGAAAUUCUUUCCAGCUCAAAGAACAAGAAAAAUCAGGAAAGAGAUUGUGGAGAUUCAACAAUUAGAUGGAGAACCCUUCCACGAGUAUUGGGAGAGAUACAAAAAAGUUCUAAAUUCUUGUGCAAAUCAUAACAUCCCAGAAUGGCUCUUAAUGCACUGCUUUUAUGAAGGACUUCUUGAUUUAGACCGUAUGAUUGUUGAUGCAACUUCAGGAGGUAGUCUCAUGAACAAGACUGUUGAGCAAGCUAGAGAAACGUUCGAGAAUGUUUCUAAUAAUUCUCUACACAAGUAUUGUGGGGAUUCAAAAAGAAAAAUCAAGAAAGAGAUUUUGGAGAUUCAACAAUUAGAUGGAGAACCCUUUCAUGAGUAUUGGGAGAGAUACAAAAAACUUCUAAAUUCUUAUCCAGAUCAUAACAUCCCAGAAUGGCACUUAAUGCACACCUUUUAUGGAGGCCUUCUCUAUUUAGACCGUAUGAUUGUUGACGCAACUUCAGGAGGCAGUCUCAUGGACAAGACUCGUAAGCAAGCUAGAGAAACGUUUGAGAAUGUUUCUGAUAAUUCUCUACAGUUCGACAAUAGAAGGUCUCCACCUAAGAAAUCUGAAGUUUAUGAGAACAACAGUCUUUUAAUGAUUUCUUGAUGGAGCAAGGCUACGUUGUUGGACCAUGUCAAAACAAUCAAAGGACCAUAUCAGAAUAUAACCCUGCGUGGCACAACCAUCCCAAUUUCAGAUGGAGCGACAACCAGAAUGUUCAACAGGGGCCAACUCAACCAUACGAUCAACAAAAUCAUCAACCUCACGGUCAAGCUCAGCCGUAUCGAGGUCAGAAUCCUACUCGUCCGCCUUAUGGUCAAUCUUAACAAUACAAUCGAGCCGGCCUAAGCCAAGCUUACCAGUAACCUUAUGAUUUCAAUAUUUCGCAUGCUGAUUUUCCUCACAGCGUUCAAGAACUCCAAGAAAGAUCAACAUCUCAAAGAAAAGUAUAGUCCGCCUGCCAAUGAGGCUAAUAUUUGUCAUUUCGACAAAUUCAAAACAAGUAUAGUGCUAAUUUUUCAAAGUGAGAAGAGGAUAUUUGAACUGAACUAAUACUUUUUUGAUCUCAAUUAUCAAUAUUGUUUUGUAUUGUUUGUGUGCAUAUUAAAUCUUAGCCGGCAUAUUUGUGUGGUUUUAUUACUUGGCCUAGGUUUGGAGAAACGACAGAAUUCGAGCUUGAAACAUAUAUUAUGAUUUUUUGUUUUCUACCUCUUCCGUCGGUUUUCUCGGUGGCACUUCCGGACUUGUGGAUGCUUUUAAAGUGCUUUUUUGCACUCCUUACUUGGAUUAUGGUAGCGCUCUCUGUAGUUUGGGUGGCUUGUCCACCACCAUUUUCUGUAUGCCCCUUUGGUUAUCGGUUUCUCUUCGGUGGUCAUGGUCCUGUUCUGGUGGCGUAGCUGGUUGGUUUUGAGUGAUGCAGCAGGAUCUUGGCUAGAUCGAUUAACAUGGAUCUUGGCUCUGGCUACCUGAUGUGGGAAGAUCUGGCCGGGUCAAGGCAGAUGAAGAUGGAUCUUUUCAUUGUAGGAAAUCCAAGGCAUUCAAAGCCAUAUGAAAAUGACCUUAUAAGUGCUGCCCCUUGAUAAGGUGAUACACACUGAUGAGAACAAAUGUUACGUUACCCAAUAAAAAUAAAAGUCAAUGAAAGCAGAAAAUAGGAGGGGAAUAGGAUGAAGUAUGUA